GUUCCGAUAGUUGGAAAUCGAAUGGUUGUGUUUUAAUUUACUUAAUGUGCCUUAAUAGUUGACAGAUGUGCAACUGUGCUUUCUGAUAGAGAAAAUAUGCAUCCUCAUGAUUUUCAGGCAACAACUGUUAUAAUGGUCACAGAAGCUUGCACACUGUGCUGUGCGCCAAUGUAGGACACUUAUGUUUCUGUUUUGUUCUAUGCAGGCAAGUCUACCAUUCUUAGACUAAUCUUCAGAUUUUUCGACACCCAUGCUGGAAGUGUAAGAGCUGAAAUUUUCUUUCUGAUAAAUGUACAUUGAAUUUACCUACAACAUCCUUCACGUUUUAGGAAAUAAGACAGGAAGGAAAAAGAAAUUGGCUUGUCUUAUAUCUAAAUUCACAGAUAGCAGAAGAAGGUUUUUGAAGCAGUUAACAAAAAGUAAAACUGCAACUGAUCAUAAUGACCAAAAAUAUAUUCCUUCGAUAGCUGCUCCUAAAGCAUAGAAAUCUGGAUUGAACUCUUGUAAAAGACUUGGCAGAAGGUUUCUCCCCUAUUUCUUUGGCUUUUUUGCUUUUAUCUUUGAUGAGUUUUCUCCUGUUGAAGUCCGAUAGUUUACCACUGCUACUGGGGUUGUCCCUGUAAUAAGACUAGAACUUUGAAAUUGGUUCUUCCCAGAUACGAAUUGAUGGCCAGGACAUACGGGAUAUUGAAUUAGAUACUCUACGGAGCUCUGUUGGUGUUGUGCCACAAGAUACUGUAAGUUAGUUGAAGCAGCUAAAUUUUGUCCAUAUACCUCUGUGGUGUGAACUAAUGAAAAUCUUCUCUUUUAUAUUACAACUUAUAUUGUUGAUCAGCUGGGUUGUGUUUCUCCAUUUACAGGUACUUUUUAAUGAUACAAUAUACCACAACAUCCAUUAUGGUCGUCUUUCAGCAAGUGAAGACGAGGUGAGUAUCUUAUUCCGAGGAUCAUGAAAUGGUCAACUUAUUAGCUUCGCUGUUCUGAGGACCAUGAUCUGGUGAGCUGGGUUCUCUUUCUCCAUUUACAACUGUUCGCAUUCAGGUUUAUGAUGCUGCUCGGCGUGCAUCCAUUCACGAUACUAUUAUGAACUUCCCUGAGAAAUACUCAACUGUGGUUGGAGAACGCGGGCUUAAGGUGAGAAGUCACUUGCUGUUAACUUAAUCAUGCUCUGCUUGUCCUUUCUAUCGUCUUCCCAAUAAAGUUGCACAUUUUAAUAAAUCUCUGUGAGAUUGGUGCAAUGUUAUGUGCUUUCAAGUUUUUUUUUUUUGUCAUUGGUUUAUUCCUGGUCAUUGUGAUCCAUUAAAAAAGAGUACUUAUUCUUAUAAGUUUGUAGCUGAUUGUCUAUACUUUUUUAAACCAGCAUAGAUUAUUUUGACUGUCCAUAUUCUUGAAUUGAGAUUGAUUAGGGUGCCUUUCUGUUCAGUUAAGUGGUGGUGAAAAGCAGCGGGUUGCUUUGGCUCGUGCAUUCCUGAAAGCGCCGCCAAUUCUGUAAGAACACAAUUGUAUAAGUUUUGUGACAUUGAGUAAGCAGCUUCUUCUCUUAGUAGUUGCACCUGAUGCCAACUCUCAAUCUCAAAAAUGAAAAAGUAGAACAAUACCAUUUAAUAGGUCCUUGUGUUACUAAAUUUAUUUUCCUUUCCAAAGUCUCAAGACUGUAAUCAGCCAAAGGUUCUGGCUUAUUUAGGUCAUUCUUCUCUGUUAUAGUUUUUUUUUACCUGAAAUUGACUGUGAAGAAGUGAAAUCUGAAGUUACUAUAAAUCACAAAGUAGUGUUGGUACUUACGGAGGGAAGACAUUUUGUUUAUUAUAAGCCAUCAGCUGCAUGUAUGUUGGCUUCAGACGAUCCCCAAGAGGAAUUAUGCAGAAAGUUAAUAUAUUUUGUGUUUACCUAUCUGUUUGUUCCAAGUUCAGUUUUGCUGUUUUUUGGUGGGAAGUAUAUGCUACUUUCAAAUGAUCAAAGCAGUACCUGACUGUAAGAAAGACUGCAUCCGCCUAUGGAACAUCCACGGCUUGUGUUUAGCUGUAAAACUUGAAUCCUGAACAAGGAUGAUAAAGAACCCCUUGGCUACUAAGAUUCCAUUCCUUCAUGGAAAAGAUGGACUCCAAUUUGACAUUUCCGCCCGACGUCUUUGUUAUUUGCAGAAUUCAUAUUUUAAUUGAUUUGACAAUUGCUGCAAUUAAGUCUAAAGUUCCUUGUGCUAAUAUCUCAGGCUGUGUGAUGAGGCAACAAGUGCACUUGACAGCACGACAGAGGCUGAGAUACUAACUGCGCUCAAGUCAUUAGCUGAUAAUCGUACUUCAGUUUUUAUUGCCCAUAGACUUACUACUGCAAUGCAAUGUGAUGAGGUACGCAUUUGUCUCCAAUCUAACAUGGUGCUGAAAAUUAAGUGUCGGCUAAACUGCUUGCCAUCAUUCUCUUUCCCAGUAGUUGAACAUAUUCUUUCAACCUUUUUGGAUCCUCUGCUUAGUACUGUACCCCUUCUCACCACAAAAACAUCAUUUUAUCAUUUGAAAGUGAAAACUGGUAAUAUCUUACUUCAAAGCAGAAUAUAAUCAAAUCAUGUAACGAUCCUGUUUGAGCAGUUUAACACGUUGGCUCAAUGUUUCACUUUAGUGGGGAACAAAUGAUUUUCCACCUCUAAUGACAAUGUUAAUGCUGCAAACUUAUAUCGUAACUCUGACUCUGCUUGAAAAGUAACAUAGUGGUUGAGUUCGUCAAGGGAUGGACUGUUAUCCUAAAUAUUGACUGCUUGGGCGUUUGUAGGUACCAUUGUAAAUGUUACUAAUAUAGUCGUCACCAAUAUAACACAAGUUGAAAUUCAAUUGUGCAAUGCAUGGAUCUUGAGCUUCUAAGUGAUCUGUAGUAUAAAUAAUAAUUACAAGCUUGUCAUGGAGGAGAAAUUUAAAUGUCAUCUGAGCCAUAGGGAUGUUUCCUGUUGUCCUUGUCUAUAAUAUCCUCCAAAAUGUAUAGUUUCAUUCCAACUAUGGGUUAUUAGCACAGCAGCAAUAAGUUACGUCUGCUGUUGCUUUCACUUACUGUGUAUGAUUUCUUUUGUCCAUUUGAUUAUGGUUUCCAGAUAAUAGUUUUGGAGAAUGGGAAGGUGGUUGAACAGGGACCACAUGAAGUCCUCUUGACCAACGCGGGGAGAUAUGCGCAGCUAUGGGGACAGCAAAAUAAUACUGUGGAUGUCAAUGAUUCAGCAGUCAAGCUGGGGGCAUGAUCGUCUCUUUGCAUGCCAUUUUAGUCCUGCUUGCGUGUAGGAGGCUAGUGAAGCAAAAUGUAGUUCUCUUCAUAUAUAUUACUGAGCAAACAUUGAUAGAAAAAAACUGCGGAGCAGUGGUUGACGGCAUCAUGAUUUGUGGUGAGUGAAUGUGUACUAAGGCAACAUGACAAUUAUGAGAAGAAACCAAUGCCAUGCUUAUAUUAUAGAUGUGUGCCACUGGAAUCAUGUUGAGAUAUGUAUUUGCACCUCCUAGUUGUCAAUCACAAACAUAAAGAGCCACGAGAAACUGCUGGGUCAAUUUUCUACAUUAAUGCCUAACUUCUUUUGCUUAGAGUAACGAAGGACUCAUUGCUGACGAUGAUUUCUCUUGUACUAUUGAUUGUGCAUAUUCGAAUAAGAAUAACAGCUUUCUGGACCACUAAUCUAUACGUGGAUGUUUUGAAGUUGGGAAAGUUCAGGUUUGGUAAUGCAUUUGUUGGGUUCGUCUUUCUGGUGAGUGCCACAUGUUUUGAGAUUCGGAUGCAUCAUAAGCCUGUGUUGCAUGCAUGCAGGCAUUUUGCUGAGACAUAUUCAUGUAUGUUUGUAGUACAUUGUUGUCAUUUGGUUUGCUUGCAUUCUGCUCUUUCCUGAGAAUUUGUGCUCUUAUGCAAUUGUUUUACAUGGGAGUUUUUUAAUAUGUUUGAGCUGACCUAAGUUACUUUGUCAUAUAGAUGAAGCCUUUCCUACUGUACUUACAUUGUGCCAGAUGUGCAAUUUCUGCUGAAAAGGGAGUCAAUAAGUAAUGGAAUCACCGUACAGUUGUCGAGUUGAUUGCACCACGUAACAGCCUGAUUAUCGACACGGAUUCUGAGUGUCUUAAUCCAUAUGAGCGUUUUGAUUUAUAAGAGACUGUUUUGAUUAUAGCUAUCAGAUCUGUUUUGAAAAGAGAUUGGGUUUCUGCGAUUUUCAAGACAUCAAGGUUGCAGACGCUCAGUUGCUUGUAAGUGUUUUCUAUCACUUGCUAGACGCUCAGUUACUCUCUAAGGAUUUCCCUCUCUGAUAGGUUGUUGAUUUCCUUUCCUUUCCGGCUGUCUAUUCAACUAAUUGUUUUAAGAAGUAUCUUCAUUCUCGGAUAUCUUCUUGCUGGAUAGGUCAGUCGAUUCGUGCGUUAGCUACAUUUGGUGCCGUGCAGAAUGUUCUGGUUUGGGAUAUCUUUGUAUUUGCUUUCUCUAGACGCUUUUUGUUUUCAAUGUCCAUCUUUAGUAGGAUAAUAAGUACCUUUCCUUUCCGAGGUAGCGUGAUUUACUAACUAUUUCAAUUUCAAUUGACAUCCUUACUUCCAUAUCUUCUCAUGGCAUAGGUAAUUGGUUAACCUGCAGUAGGUCCAGUUUUCUUUUCUGGAUACACUUACAUUGUAUUAUUUGAUUAUAUGUGGCGUUUUCUGUAGUUUGCAUGCUUGUAUUUGAAGUCAUUCUGAACUCAUUGGCGAGAUUUUGCAUGUGGUGAAUGGUCUUGGGUCGUGUUUGGAGGACUGAACCUGCAGGGGUUGGGGGUAUUUUGGGUAAUUGAUCAAUAGAUUUCAACAGGGACUUAUGUGUUAAGGACAUGGUGACUGCACCAUAAGGCUCCGACCAGCUAUCACCUGGGCUGUCAUUUAGUUCUCUGGUUCACAUUUGAGAAAAAAUCUUGAACCAGGUGGCAUGCAGUGGAAAUGCAGUCUGCUUUUGGACGGUGGAUUGUAGCAAGUAAUAGGCUCUACUUCAAUCACAAUCCUUCAGAAAGCCUACACCAAACAAUCUUUGCAUAGGUUGCUUUUGGAUUAAAAUAAGCACCACCAGCUGCUGGAAGAGUAAAGCUGCAGUUUCAAACAAUCCUUCAGAAAGCCUACACCAAACAAAGGAGCAUUGGAGUUUAUCCUUGACGUACUUCAGCGGUAAUUGCGUUUGCCUGAGUCUACUGUACUCUGGAUCCCAUUUACAUUCAAUGCAAAAGCAAAGUACUUUAAUCAGCUUGUGUGACACAGGAGAGACGUUCAAGAGUUAUUUGCAGAGCCGGAUGACCCUACAGAGGUUGGUAGUUGGGCCUCAUUCACACAUUGCAGCAAGACAAUUUUCUUUUUCUCAUGCCCCUUGCUGGUAUAUUCCUCUCAUUUUGAGGUGGCUGGCUAUUACGAUGUUGUCAAGGACCCAAUGGAUUUUGGAACAAUGAGGGCUAAACUUCAGGAAGAAAUGUAUACAAGCUUGGAACAAUUCGAGCGUGAUGUGUUCCUGGUAUUCGAUAAUGCUAUGAGAUUCAACAUGUCGAAUUCGGUAUAUUAUGAAGUGGCAGAAGAUCUCAGUAUACUGGGGCGGCAGCUUUUCCCUUCUCUUAGAACUGAACCAAGGAAUUUCAACUACAUUUACCCACGGACCAGGCAGCAGAUGUCAAACGAAGCGCAAGGUGAAGCCGGAGGUCCACGUGCUAAGCUAGUGAAAAGUGGUGGUGCCACAGGUGGUGUUUCCUGUAAAUGACUCUUUCAACAGGACUGAUCAGAGGUAUCUUUCUCCAUGGCACUCAAAACGAUACAUCAAUAGGCCGACUAGCAAAGUUGCUGCAGGUAUGAGAAUGAGAUAAGCUGGUACUUGGCACCAAAUAACUGCAUUAUUGCUCCUCUAAACUUUCAUCCUACGAGGACUUCAACUGUUAUGAAUGACCAUUGAUAUUUUGAUUCCCAAAAGAACAGGUGUUUUAUUAUAUACUAAACAAGUCAGAUUUGAGGUAUAUGCUUGAGGCCACAAUCAACUAAAAGAAAUCAAAGAGAAUUACACCUUACUAAUUGCCAAUUUUCCUCAUCGACUAUAAAGGUUUUAUCUGUGAUAUGAAUCACUUAAAUCCAGAAAAACAUUUCUGUUAACUCUUUCAAAUGAUUUUGAAGUUUGGUUAUCUGAACCUUGUGAAGACAGAUGCUGGCUGGAAGGAAUCUCUUAGUUUUUACUAGUUCUACCUGUGCAAUUUUAUGCCUGACCAAGUUGGCAGUGGUUUUACAUCUGUAUAUGAAUCAUUUAAAUCCAGGACAAGAUUCCUCUUUGCCCUUUCAAAUAGUUUUUAAAUUUUCUUGUUUGGUUAUCUGAACCUUAUGAAGAAAAGAUGCUUGCUGGAAGGGAGGCUUUUAGUUGUUACUAAGUUUGGCGCUGUGCACUUUUAUUCCUGAUCCAAGUUGACAGUGGUUUUACAUCUGUUUUCACUUUUAUAAUGAAGAAGAUAUGAUCCAAUUAAAAAAACUAGAAAUAAUAAAUUCCUUUCAUUCUCCAAUUUUAGAUCUGCAGCCACUUAAAAGAUAAUCUAUAUUUAAUUACUAAUAAUUAUGCAACUUAACAUUAUGCACUCUAUCUUGAGCCCCUAUCCACUCCCUCGUCAAUUAUCCCCAGCAAAUUCCCUCGCCCUGACCCCUUAAAAUUAGGGAUGGCAAUUUCGACCUGACCCGUUUUACCCGACCUGUUUGACCUGUUUUGGGGCGGGUCCGACCUGCCCCGUAGGCGGGGCGGGGCGGGCAUGGGUAGUCUCAUCGACCCGACCUGGCCUGACCCGCCCCAUUCUCGACCCAUUCUUGUCUAAAUCACAUGUAAUCUUAGUCAAAUUACUGAGAAUUUUCCUUUUAUUGCAUCAUAUUUUAGCUAUAAUAAAGUUGUAAAUUAGUA
Molecule: messenger RNA, 6879 nt
Organism: Linum trigynum
Lineage: Eukaryota; Viridiplantae; Streptophyta; Magnoliopsida; Malpighiales; Linaceae
Source: the annotation of a GenBank genome assembly